Molecule: messenger RNA, 1740 nt
Organism: Kluyveromyces lactis
Lineage: Eukaryota; Fungi; Ascomycota; Saccharomycetes; Saccharomycetales; Saccharomycetaceae
Exons: 1
Coding region: 1-1740 (579 amino acids)
Biological process (GO): transmembrane transport
Molecular function (GO): transmembrane transporter activity
Source: RefSeq, a predicted model, not a curated record
AUGAGUUUUUCUACGGGCUCUUCUUCGAAGAGUACCUCAUCGGUAGUGGUUGUUGAUGUUCCAAAGCCAUUCAUUCAGGAAGAUGAUCACACGAACAGCGAGAAUGUAGUACCAUUUGAUCAGUCUGUGAUAGAGUGUCGAGAUGCUAACAAUGAGGAACAGGAAGCUGGUGGGUUCAUUUCAAGAGUUUCUACUAAAUUGGAGAAUUAUCACAAAGAGUCCGUUCUAUUGAAUCAGGAAAAUAUAGAACUUCCAGUCUACGAUAACGACUUAUUUGAUCCUUUGUCCAGAGCUGCUACACAGGAUGUUGUUUCUAGGCGAAAUACCUGUCGUAAGGAUUCUGUAGAGGGAAGUAUACCAGAAAUUGAAGAUGAUGGGUUAUACAAUGCGGAUGAUAUUAUAGAUCCUCCGCCAGAUGGUGGAUAUGGAUGGAUUUGCUGUGCAUGUGUUGUGGUAAUGAAUUUCUGUACAUGGGGACCUAAUACGUGUUAUGGUGUGUUUCUAUCGUACUAUUUGUCUUCGAAUUAUUUUCCCAAUGCAACUCCGACCGAUUUUGCAGUCAUCGGAGGUUUGAUGCUUGGGUUGACUUUGUUCCUUUUGCCAUUGUCUGCCAUGUGUAUGAACAAAUUCGGUUACAGACCUGUUAUGUUAGUCGGCGUAUUACUACAGUUCACAUCGUUCAUAUCUUCUUCUUUCGUUACGACCAUUGGGGAGCUUUAUUUCACGUAUGGUAUUCUAUUGGGUUUUGCGAAUGGGUUUAUAUUUGGUUGUAACUCAGUGGUUAUUCCAGGUUGGUUUUUGAAGAAAAGAGCGUUUGCAAACGGUCUUACCCAUAUUGGAGUUGGAUUAGGUGGGUUAGUCUUAACGUUUGCUGUGCAUGCUAUUAUGGAGAAAACGGGAUCUCACAAAUGGCCAAUGAGAUUUUUGGGGAUCAUGGUCUUGGUAUUCAAUACUAUCGCAGCUCUGAUUGUUAAAAUCAGAGUCCCACGUAACCCUCCACCACAGAAAUCUUCUCUGCAAUUGUUGAAAGAUGUCUAUGAUUUCAAUGUUUACAAAUUAACUCCCUUGCAGUAUUGUACGCUAUGGUCCACUAUGACCAAUAUUGGAUACGUUAUCCUACUAUUUUCAUUAUCAAACUAUGCAUUGUCCAUCGGAUUGAAUUCUCAGCAGGCUACUGUGACGUUAGCACUAUUUAACGGGGCACAGAUCAUUGGACGGCCAGCUAUGGGAUAUUUCUCUGAAAAAAUUGGUCGUGUCAAUUGUACAUCGAUCUGUAUGUUUUACACAAUCCUUCUUUUAGGCCCAUAUUGGUUCAACGUCGAUAGCUAUUCAGCCAUACUCGGCUUCACAUUUUUAUUAGGUUUGGCAGCAGGUGUUUCAUCCGUUAAUGUCAUCCCAUUGAUUGCCGAUGUUACUGGUAUGGCUCAUUUCCCAGCUGGAUUAGGUUACAAUAACAUUUGGAAUGGGUCCACUGCAGUGGUAGCAGAAAUUUUUGCAUUAAAAUUGAGAGAUUAUUCGUUACCACAACCAUACCUCCAUUGUCAGAUAUUUGUCUUAGUCAUGUACUUUGUGGGUCUGUUGGCAUUAAUCCCUUAUCGCGAGUGGAAGGUAAGAAGAAUGUUGAAUGCACGGAUAUCCGGUAAGAACGUCGAUGAUAAGAUUCGAUUGAAGUGGCAUAGAGUACUAGAGCCCGGUGUAUUGAACUAUUUCAAACGUGCAUUUUAUCUAGUAAGAUGCUGA